This is a messenger RNA of Ochotona curzoniae (black-lipped pika), 2764 nucleotides long. It is a transcript of the gene CMPK1, whose product is annotated as cytidine/uridine monophosphate kinase 1. Lineage: Eukaryota; Metazoa; Chordata; Mammalia; Lagomorpha; Ochotonidae. The transcript has 6 exons. The record is from RefSeq and is a predicted model, not a curated record. Gene Ontology annotation, cellular component: nucleus; cytoplasm. Gene Ontology annotation, biological process: UDP biosynthetic process; CDP biosynthetic process; 'de novo' pyrimidine nucleobase biosynthetic process. Gene Ontology annotation, molecular function: ATP binding; UMP kinase activity. Bases 63 to 746 code for a protein of 227 amino acids.
CGCCCCGCCCCUCGCCGCCACCGCGCCGGCCGCUGUCAGCUCCUCGAGCGGAGCAGCCGUGUAUGCUGAGUAGCUGCCGCCGCCAGCUGCUGCACUUCCUGGGCCUAGGCUUUCUGCUGCGGACCCGCCGGCCUCUGCUCUCCCUUCCCCGCCUCAUGAAGCCGCUGGUCGUGUUCGUCCUCGGCGGUCCCGGCGCUGGCAAGGGAACCCAGUGCGCCCGUAUCGUCGAGAAAUAUGGUUACACACACCUUUCUGCAGGAGAACUGCUUCGUGAUGAAAGGAACAACCCAGAUUCACAGUAUGGUGAACUGAUUGAAAAGUACAUUAAAGAAGGAAGGAUUGUGCCUGUUGAGAUAACCAUUAGUUUAUUAAAGAGGGAAAUGGAUCAGACAAUGGCUGCCAACGCUCACAAGAACAAAUUCUUAAUUGACGGAUUUCCAAGAAAUCAAGACAACCUUCAAGGUUGGAACAAGACCAUGGAUGGGAAGGCAGAUGUGUCUUUUGUUCUGUUUUUUGACUGUAAUAAUGAGAUCUGUAUUGAAAGAUGUCUUGAGAGAGGAAAGAGUAGUGGCAGGAGUGAUGACAACAGAGAGAGCUUGGAAAAGAGAAUUCAGACUUAUCUUCAAUCAACAAAGCCAAUUAUUGACUUAUAUGAAGAAAUGGGGAAAGUCAAGAAAAUAGAUGCCUCUAAAUCUGUUGAUGAAGUUUUUGAUGAAGUUGUGAAAAUUUUUGACAAAGAAGGCUAACUCUAAACCUGGAGGCCUUGUUGAAAUCAUGCUUGAAUAUUGCUUUGAUAGCUGCUAUCACAAAUUCUUUUGAAGGCAAUUUUAAUCUUUCAAAAUUACAUCUCAAAUUAAUGGCUGGAAAGUGUUAUAGUUAAAGGCAAAUUAAAUUUUUAUGUUCAUUUUAUUUUGGUUACAGGACUAGACAGUGAAUUCAGGUUUAACUUAGUUAUGGUGCUCACAAAACAAAGAAGGAUAUCAGCUAGUCCUUUGUUUUUAUUCAAAGAAGAAUAUCCCUUUUAUAGUCUGUGCCUUCUGUGAGCAGGCUUUUUAAAUAUGCAUGUUUAGUAAUUACUACAUGUUACAAUUUAGGAUUCCCACUUCCUGUUUUCUUGCAGGUUUUAAAUUUCCAAUCUGUUCAGUAAAUUUGUGGACCAAAUUUCAAAGGGACUCUUUAGUCAGACCUUGUACAGUGUGCUUAGUAAUUAAACUCAUAAAUGGAUUCCUACCAGUGUUUUAAGAUUUAUCAAAUAACUGACCAUUUGCUAUAGAAAGGUAAGAAAGUUUAGGCUUUGUUUUAUUAUAACUUGUACAGAGUUGUAUGACAGAGCAUAUUCUUUGCUUCCAGGAAUUGGAUUGGGAUCCUGGGGGUUCAGAGCCUGGCAGAGUUAUCAGCUUUAUUCUGAUAUAAUCUGAGUAUGGGGCAAGGUCCACUUCUAAUGGCUUGUGUUCCUUGUGUUCUGUGAUGUCGUGUUCAUGAUCAAAUGGAGCUUACCAAAAUUCCCGAUGGUGGAACCUUGACAUGCCAUGUUCUAAGUUAAUGCUAACGCAGUUCAGUUCACAUUUUAGUUAACUCUUCAAGGUUUGUGUUUGUAGUCUAUACUCAAUGUAGGGCUAGGGAAAAUUAGAAGAAGCAAUCUAAAGGUUAAAGCUCCCAUUUACAUUUUAUUUUCUUGAGUACUUUUGCAUAGAUUUUUGUUGAAGAAAAUUUAAAAAUCAUUGCACUUUGAUCAGAAAAAUAAUAAAUAUAUCUUAUAUGUCUGAUUCCCUUCUUUGCUUCUUUUAUUCAGUAAGUUAUUUUUGGCAUCAUGCUGAAGCAUUGAAAGGUACAAAGUUUUUAAAAGGUUGUAAAGUCUGAAGGAGUUUUCUUUUACAUUCUUCCUUUCAAAUUUCUGAGAAAGUUUUUUGUUUUCCCUCUAAUGCUAAGUGACAUCCGAGGUUGUUAAUAGGAAAUUUCUGAAAAUGUUUUUCAUUUUCAGCAUUUGCAGUGCUUGGUACACAGGGUUAAAUAGGGCAAAGGAUUUUGUCCUUGUAUAAUUAGAUUUUAUAUUUAGAAUAAUUGGGAAUAAUAAGGACAAAUUAAUUGAUAUUCUUACAUUUGUAGCAGUCAUUUAUUUCUGUGUUAGGAAUUUUGCUUAUAUAUGAUAAAUUUCUCAUCUUUCCAUGAGAAAAAAGAUACUCCUGAGUACUGCAACAUGCUGGCCACCGAAAUUUGUGUUGAUGAUCUGAGUUCUUGGAAAGGUUGUAAUGAGUUCUUAGUGCAGUGUUGCAGUCCACCCGGUGCAGAUAGGUUUUAUUGGUGAUGAGUCAAACAGCUGCAACAUGAAGCAAGCGUAAAGAUGAAGGUUUUGAGAGCAUUCCUACUCACAUAAGUAAGGAAAUCUGUCAAAUGUGAGUCUAAAUAUUUAUACUGAUGUGAGAAUAACCUUCACAUUUUGAAGAAGACUGCUGGUACUAGGUGCUUUCAUCAGAUAGACCAGAAACCAAGAAACAAGGUAAUUACUAAAUUACAAGGCUUUGUUUUGUGUUUGCUUUUAAGUAGAAAAACCUGUUGGCAAUAUUGAACGUUGCAGUUGAUUGAGAUACAUCUGACUUUGUUAGUUUGGUCAUUCCAUUUGUUAAAGAUACAGUCACUAAGAAGUUUUUGAGUUUUUCAUGAUAGAACCUUCUUUGAUUAUUGCCAUUUAAAAAAAUUAAAAGUUAACAUUAUUUCUUUUCAGUGAUGUUGGAUGUAUAUGGAUUAUUUAGUAAAUAUCAAUAAA